CUUACUUAUUAUUAUAUGUGUGAUUUUAGGUCUGAGUACUGGAAGUCAAACCCAAGGAAGUUUUGUGACUUCUGUAAAUGCUGGAUAGCAGACAACAAACCUAGUGUCGAAUUCCACGAGAGAGGAAAGCGGCACAAAGAAAAUGUGCAAAUACGGCUGGCCGAGAUGGGGAAAAAGGGACGGGAAGACUUUGAGGCCAAGCAAAAUGAAGCUGAUUUUCUCAAAUCAAUGGAAGAGGCAGCAUUGAAGGCAUACAAAAACGACAUUGAGCAGAAUCCCGACAUGACUGGAACCAAAAUAAGUGAAAUUGCCACAGCUAGUAAUGCAGAAAUUGUCAUCAAGAAUAAAAAGACAGAAUCAAAAAGCAGUGAUAAAAAAGAAUCAUCUCUAAUCAAGAACUGGUAUGAAGCAAAGUCACCAGAAGGUUACACUUAUUACUGGCACAUUGGAACAGGAGAAUCAAAAUGGGAGGCUCCAGAAGAAGGUUACUUAUCCAUAGAAGAACAGGAAAAAUUGAGCACCAAGAUGUUCAGAAAGCAGAAAGCCUUUAGCUCGUGGAAAAGAGUUGAAAAGGAACCAGCUAAGCAGAUUGAUUACCAGUUACCAGAGCUACCUGAAAAUGAAUACUAUGGUCCAGAGCUGUCCUUCAAGCAACAGGAAUCAACCUUUAAGGAGAAGACCGUGACUCUCUCAGCAAAAGACAGAAGCAGUGGGGAAAACGUAGGAUUCAAGAAGAGGAGAGCAGCUGACGACAUGAAAAAGAAUAUGAGACGGAGAACAGAUGAUUUAUAGUUGCUUCUUCCACCCCCCCCCCUCCCCUUUUUCUUUUCUUUUUCUCUCUCUUUCAUUUUAGUGAUUUUAUUGUAAUUUUUUUCCAUGCUGUUUGCUCAUUAGUGUGCUCUUUCUUUUUGUUUCUUCUAUCAUGCCUCUAUGCAAUUUUCCAUUUUUUCCAUUUAGUAUUUUCUCUUCAAUAUUCCCCUUCUUUUUCAGUUUCUCUCAGACUCUAUCUUUUAAUAAACUAGCCUAUUAUGCGAUGGUUAAAGAGAGACACAUUGUAAUUUUUAAUAAAAGCCUUAUUGAUAUUU
This is a messenger RNA of Penaeus vannamei (Pacific white shrimp), 1085 nucleotides long. The record is from RefSeq and is a predicted model, not a curated record. Lineage: Eukaryota; Metazoa; Arthropoda; Malacostraca; Decapoda; Penaeidae.